UCAUAAAUAGUAUAACUAAUUAUUAAAUAAAAUUUUUUAAAAUAAUUUUAUAUAAUAACAUAUUAUAGAGAAUUCUUUUUCUUAGAAUAGUUAAUUUUUUUUUUAAAUUGUAAAUAUUAAAUAUUCCUAACAAUUUUAUUUGAAAAAGAAAUUUAUAAUUUGCAAUUUCCUUAAAAUUUUUGUUGAAAAUUAAGUCAUUUAAUGGAAGGAUAUUCCCACAGGAAAUAAUAAAUAGAGUAUUGGUGGAUUGGAUCCAGUUGAGUGUGAAAGAGGGAAGGGACUGAAGAGACCUCUGCUGCAUUAUCUAUUGAUCUUCUUCUUCUUCGAAUAACGUCUCAAGAGACAUGGACAAAGGAAAAGCUGUAAUGGGUUCGGGCCGUAGAUGGGCUGUCGAUUUCACUGACAAUUCAACAGCUCCUUCUUCUCGGGAAUUCCCCGAUCCUCCUGGUUUCUCUCGCGCUUCUCAAGAUCAGGACGAAUCCACUGUAACUAAGCAAAAAAAGGAUGCUGAAGCUAAUUGGAAAGCUCAGAAAGCUUGGGAAGUGGCACAAGCACCUUUCAAGAAUUUGCUGAUGAUGGGAUUCAUGAUGUGGAUGGCUGGAAGUACUGUGCAUCUUUUUAGCAUUGGUAUUACAUUUUCAGCUCUUUGGCAGCCCAUAAGUGCUCUUCAAGGGGUUGGGAAGGUUUUUGAGCCAUACAAAGACGGUAAAAUAGAUCUUCUUGGGCCUAAGUUGCUGUUUAUUGCUCUUAAUUUGGGGGGUUUGGCGCUGGGUGUUUGGAAGCUUAACACAUUGGGGCUUCUUCCAACUCAUGCAUCUGACUGGGUCUCAUCUUUGCCUCCUGCUCAGGAGGUCGAAUAUUCGGGCGGUGGCAUUCCCCUACAUUAAUGUGGUUCCUCUUGCCAUUGACGAUCAAAGGGAAGGGCAAGGCGUAAAAGAAACGCGGAAUUCUUGGUUGAUGGCCUGUUAUGUGCGGGUUGCACCGUGGACAAUUUACCUUGCAGAUUGUUUAUGUAGGAUGACAUGGUUGACAAGCUUUGAUUUGUUCUACUCCAUAGGCUUUGAUUUAUGUAGAAUGCCAUCCUCCUCUUCUCUCUUCUUUUUCUUAUUGAACAACUAAUGAACUCCAUAUUUGUUUCUUACAAAAACCCCUGAUCUGAAGUAGUAUUUAUCAGAUGAUAAGUUUGUGUUUAUCUUGGACAUUGAAUGACAAUAUUCUCAUACUUUAGUCA
Messenger RNA from Hevea brasiliensis (rubber tree), 1231 nucleotides. RefSeq lists its product as uncharacterized. Gene Ontology annotation, cellular component: EMC complex. Gene Ontology annotation, biological process: protein folding in endoplasmic reticulum. NCBI's taxonomy places the organism in Eukaryota, Viridiplantae, Streptophyta, Magnoliopsida, Malpighiales, Euphorbiaceae. The coding region runs from base 345 to 887 and encodes 180 amino acids. The transcript is spliced from 6 exons. The record is from RefSeq and is a predicted model, not a curated record.